GCUAACCCUAGAUCGUGAUGCUGGAAAGAAAACCCAGAUAGCACACACCCAAACCGGCAACAAUGAAGACGGGGCUGGAGAGGAUCCGAGAGAGGAAGGGAAAUCGGCAACGAUGAAGACGAUCUCGCUGUAGUGGCCGGCGAUUGAUGCAUGUCUGUAUGUUCUCCAGAUCUCUCGCUGCUCCAGACCUACUUCGGACCUCUCAAUCUCUCGCUAUCAUCAUUGAGUCUCGCCUUCGUGCUCCAGCAAUCAUCUAUGAUUUAUUCAUCAGAUGGACUCUCCUCCUCACCUGCCACCAUACAAUCUGAAAUCGAUUUGCUUACCAUCAUUCUCAGCAGAUUACCUUCAAGGCCACCAUCGAGAUCGAGAGCCGCCUACGCUUCCUUUGUCGCAUCUGCCGCCGUCGCUUGCGCCAGUUGAGUUUCCAGAAUUGCCUCUCCUUUAUGUAUUUAUGGGAAUCGGCGGAAUGCAGAGUAUCCCGCUCCUUUUUUGGAUCGAUUAGGAGUUGUUGCUAUUGGAUUAGUAUUCCACUUGGUGUGGAUAUAUGAAUCGAAAUCGACUUCAAAGCUAGAUGUGUGUUGUUCGGAAUCUGGGGAAUGGACGAUAGCUACCCAACUUUGCAGUGCCGCUAAAUGAGAAAGUGUAUUAGAGGAACAAGGCAAGCCAAAUUAUUGGGUGGAAUCGUUUCUCACUAGAAGUAGAAGAUGAUGAAAUCCUUCAUGCUACAGACAAAUAAUAUUUUUUAUUGUUA
Molecule: messenger RNA, 751 nt
Organism: Linum trigynum
Lineage: Eukaryota; Viridiplantae; Streptophyta; Magnoliopsida; Malpighiales; Linaceae
Source: the annotation of a GenBank genome assembly